AUGGCUAGUCUCAUCGCCAAGUGGGUGAGCAAGAAGAUCUUGGCGGAAAAGGUUGAGAACAAAUUUGGUCGCGAAGAUCCCUACUUCGAGACCGUUCCGGCCACCAGACUUGAUGGUCGUCCCACCAAGAAAGUCAAAAAGCGCAGAAAGGCCCUCCCGCCGGGAAUCUCCGCCAAAGAUGGAGAAGUCUUGACCAAGGUCAAGCGGCGAGCGUAUCGUCUCGACAUGUCGCUAUUCAGCCUCUGUGGCGUCCGCUUCGGUUGGAGCAGCGUCAUCGGAAUCGUUCCUGCUAUUGGUGAUGCUCUCGAUGCAUUCAUGGCCCUGAUGGUGUUCAAGACCUGCAACAAAGUUGAGGGUGGGCUGCCGGGUUCGCUCAAGUCCAAGAUGCUGUUUAACAUUAUUGUGGACUUCGCCAUUGGCCUGGUACCCUUUAUUGGUGAUAUUGCCGACGCCGCUUUCCGCUGCAACACCAAGAAUGCCAUCCUCCUGGAAGACUAUCUUCGCGAACAAGGCAAGAAGAAUCUUCGACGGAGUGGAGCGCCCGUACCCGCAGUCGAUCCCAGCGAAGCAGAUGAGUUUGAUCGCUGGGAUGAUGACCGCACACCACCCGAGUAUGUUGAAGAGGAACCGCGCAGUCAUGGAAACAUGUCAUCAGGUCGUGGCGGAAGCCGCCAACACUCGUACAACGGACGCGCCCCAGCUGCACCUGCUCCGGUUAAGACACGCGACGUCCGGUCUGGCGGUGGCCGGGGUUGGUUCGGGUUUGGUCGAUCGAGAGUGGAGGAUGAGGAGACGGGCUAUGCUGGCCGUGACCCCAGAGACAGGCCUUCUCGGCGUUGA
This is a messenger RNA of Colletotrichum siamense, 840 nucleotides long. RefSeq lists its product as uncharacterized. NCBI's taxonomy places the organism in Eukaryota, Fungi, Ascomycota, Sordariomycetes, Glomerellales, Glomerellaceae. The record is from RefSeq and is a predicted model, not a curated record. The coding region runs from base 1 to 840 and encodes 279 amino acids. The transcript has 3 exons.